UGUUGACAAAUGUAAAUAAAAGACAGCUGCUAGAAUUCUUUGUUUUGCACAAUUGGAAUUUUAAUUCAAGGCAAGAUAAUUAAAUAUGUUAAAGUUAACUAGGAUUUAUGCACACAGCAUUAAAAUACAGGCUUUUUACCGCCAUAUGGCGGUGUGUGCAAAAACUUUGAAAUUCUCUCAAUAUGGAGAACCAACAGAAGUUUUGCAGCUGGUGGAGGAAAAGCUAGACAGUCCCAAGGACAAACAGGUUUUGGUGAAAAUUUUGGCCUCUCCCAUUAAUCCCGCUGAUAUAAAUACUAUACAAGGAAAGUAUCCGGUAAAACCAAAAUUCCCUGCUACCGGUGGCAAUGAAUGUGUGGGCGAAAUAUUAGAAAUUGGAGAAAAUGUAAAUAAAUUGGAAAAAGGGCAAUAUGUUGUGCCUUUUGCCACGGGAUUGGGUACUUGGACUACCCAUGCCCUGUUCAAUGAAGAUCAACUAAUGUCAGUUUCGAAAAAUAUUGGUCUGGCAGAGGCUGCCACUAUUACCGUAAACCCCUGCACCGCAUAUCGCAUGCUUAAGGAUUUUAUUAAAUUAUCUCCCGGUGAUUGUAUUAUACAAAAUGGAGCCAACAGUGGGGUGGGUCAGGCAGUGCAUCAACUUUGUAAAUCUUGGGAUCUCAAAUCUGUGGGCAUCGUAAGAGACCGUCCCGACAUAGCAGCUCUUAAGGAUUAUUUAAAAAAAUUGGGUGCUACUGAAGUGCUAACCGAAGAAGAGUUGCGCACCACUACGCUUUUCAAAGGUGGCAAUCUGCCUAAGCCUCGUUUGGCUCUCAAUUGUGUUGGAGGUAAAAGUGCCACGGAGAUAGCACGCCAGCUGGCCGAUAAGGGUGCUUUGGUGACCUAUGGUGGCAUGUCGAGGGAACCUGUCAUUGCGGCCACUGCUGCCUUAAUCUUUAAGGAUAUAUCCUUCCAUGGUUUCUGGAUGACUAGAUGGACAAAGGAAAAUGCAAACUCCCAAGAACGUCUGAAGAUGUAUAGUGAACUAUGCGAUUUGAUGAUGCAUACGAAAUUUGUGGCACCAGUACAUGAAUUGGUGCCCUUGCAGAAAUUCAAGGAGGCAACAGCGGCUGCUUUAAAUUUUAAAGGUUUUACGGGAAAAAAAUACAUUUUGGAUAUGAGAAAUUAAUGUCUGAAAAAAAUGUUUGUGGUUGGUUUGGAAAUGUAAAAGCUUUAAUAAAAAUUAGAAGCAGUCACUUGCAAUAUGAAUGAAAA
Messenger RNA from Stomoxys calcitrans (stable fly), 1251 nucleotides. RefSeq names its product enoyl-[acyl-carrier-protein] reductase, mitochondrial. Bases 86 to 1165 code for a protein of 359 amino acids. Lineage: Eukaryota; Metazoa; Arthropoda; Insecta; Diptera; Muscidae. Gene Ontology annotation, biological process: fatty acid metabolic process. Gene Ontology annotation, cellular component: mitochondrion. The record is from RefSeq and is a predicted model, not a curated record. The transcript has 2 exons. Gene Ontology annotation, molecular function: trans-2-enoyl-CoA reductase (NADPH) activity.